AUGGCAAAGUUUGAUCGAAAAGCUGACGAAAAGCUGGUGUUCGAAACUAGCGAGGAUGUUAAAGUUGUACCUACAUUUGACUCUAUCGGCUUGAAAGAAGAUCUUUUAAGGGGAAUUUAUGCUUAUAAUUUUGAAAAACCUUCGGCUAUUCAGCAAAGAGCAAUUGUUCCUAUUAUGAAAGGCAGGGAUGUGAUCGCUCAGGCUCAGUCGGGAACCGGUAAAACGGCCACAUUCUCUAUUUCUAUCCUCCAAUGUAUAGAUACUACAGUGCGAGAGACUCAAGCACUUGUGUUAUCGCCGACAAGGGAACUCGCAACUCAAAUACAAAGUGUCAUUCUAGCGCUUGGUGACUAUAUGAACGUCCAAUGUCAUGCCUGCAUUGGCGGAACCAGUAUUGGCGAAGACAUCCGUAAGCUUGAUUAUGGUCAGCAUGUUGUAUCCGGUACACCUGGUCGAGUUUUCGAUAUGAUUCGUCGUCGUAAUCUGCGAACGCGACACAUAAAAAUGCUUGUAUUAGAUGAAGCGGAUGAGUUACUCAACAAGGGUUUUAAAGAUCAGAUAUACGAUGUCUAUCGAUAUCUUCCACCAAAUACACAAGUCAUCCUUUUAAGUGCCACUUUACCGCAUGAUGUACUCGAGAUGACCACUAAAUUCAUGACUGAACCAAUUCGCAUAUUGGUCAAGCGUGAUGAAUUGACCUUGGAAGGAAUUAAACAAUUCUUUGUUGCAGUUGAAAAAGAAGAUUGGAAAUUUGAAACUCUUUGUGAUUUGUAUGAUACGUUGACAAUUACUCAAGCUGUCAUUUUCUGUAAUACUCGCCGAAAGGUCGAUUGGUUAACUGAAAAAAUGCGAGAAGCAAAUUUUACAGUAUCUUCAAUGCAUGGAGAUAUGCCACAAAAGGAACGAGAUGCGAUCAUGCAAGAAUUUCGUCAGGGAUCCAGUCGUGUUUUAAUUACUACCGACGUAUGGGCUCGUGGAAUUGACGUUCAGCAAGUGUCCUUAGUAAUAAAUUACGACCUACCCAGUAAUCGUGAACUUUACAUUCACCGCAUAGGUCGAUCUGGGCGUUUUGGAAGAAAAGGUGUUGCCAUAAACUUUGUUACAUCAGAGGAUGUCCGUAUUUUACGUGAUAUUGAACAGUACUAUAGUACUCAAAUAGAUGAGAUGCCUAUGAAU
Messenger RNA from Dentiscutata heterogama, 1176 nucleotides. The record is from the annotation of a GenBank genome assembly. Lineage: Eukaryota; Fungi; Glomeromycota; Glomeromycetes; Diversisporales; Gigasporaceae.